Messenger RNA from Oryza brachyantha (malo sina), 913 nucleotides. Its product is annotated as lectin-like. The transcript has 4 exons. Lineage: Eukaryota; Viridiplantae; Streptophyta; Magnoliopsida; Poales; Poaceae. The record is from RefSeq and is a predicted model, not a curated record. Bases 48 to 734 code for a protein of 228 amino acids.
UUGCUGUCCACCGAGCAUGCUAGAGGAGAAGUUCAGAGAAACUUACCAUGGGGGCAUCGCCGUCACAGCUCGAGGCGCCUUCCAGCUCUUCAGACGCCGGGAACGGCAACCAGGCCCAACCAAAGAAAGCAGCUCCUCACAUGUUCCAAGAGAUUGUUGCCGGGGAGAAAGCAACCACUGCAUCUACACUGGAAGAUCAGAUCUAUACUGGGAUCUUCUUGGCAGGGAAAACAAAGAAGUACUGGGUGGAUGGUGCAACUAUGUGUAACUGCUUCAUGCUGUAUCCCAGAGGUUUGUCCAUCACUUGGGGUGAAACCCCAACAUAUUGGACUUGGUACCCUCCGAAGGAUGGAAGCAACGAUGCUGACAAUCAGAUCGAGGUGGCGUCCCUGCUCAACGUCUGCUGGUUAGAGAUCCAUGGGAAGCUUGAACUGUCCUAUCUUACACCAGGAGUCACCUAUGAGGUGUUCUUUAAAGUGAUGCUUACGGAUAAAGCAUACGGGUGGUCUGUCCCAGUGAACCUCCGGCUUAAGCUCCCUGACGGAACAGUCCAGCAGCGCAAGGAGAAGCUGCAGGAGAAGAUCAGGGGGAAGUGGCUGAGGCUCAAGGUUGGGGAGGUGAAAACACAGCAGGGGCAGAAGGGACAGAUUGAGAUAUCCAUGUUUGAGUAUGAUGGUGGGCACUGGAAGAGCGGGCUACUCAUCAAGGGAAUAAAGAUUCUCCCAAAAGAAUGAUUUGCUACUCUUUUGUGAUCAUUGAUCACUAUCUAUGGUCUGUUGUGUAAAAUAAGAUCAACAGUGUGUUUCAGAAUAAUGUACCGAGUGCCACAAAAUUCAAGUGUUCUAAAUGAAAAUAUGCAUGUUCCAAAACUGUUGUUUGCACUAAAAAAAAUCCAAAUUGAAUAAUUUGCAUU